Molecule: messenger RNA, 2541 nt
Organism: Columba livia (rock pigeon)
Lineage: Eukaryota; Metazoa; Chordata; Aves; Columbiformes; Columbidae
Gene: DCAF8
Product: DDB1 and CUL4 associated factor 8
Exons: 14
Coding region: 218-1999 (593 amino acids)
Cellular component (GO): Cul4-RING E3 ubiquitin ligase complex; cytoplasm
Molecular function (GO): protein binding
Source: RefSeq, a predicted model, not a curated record
CGUUUGCCGUAAAGCGGCGCCGUAAAGCGUCCCGCGGAGGCGGUGCACUAAGAUGGCGGCGGCUGCUCCCGGGGCCGGUGGCGGAGGAGAAGCGACCGGGGCCCGCGGGGCCCGCGCUUGAGCGACGGCCGGGAGCUGCCGGGCAGCCGGCUGCCAGCGACCCCCCCAGCCCCGGCGCCCCCGGCACCGCCACGCAGGGUUUGCUUCGGAACGCGCAAUGUCGGACAAGGGUAACGGCAUGGACGGCAAGACGGACAUCGUGAACGGCAGCUUGUCCAGCAGCCCCGAGGAGAUGUCGGCCGAGGAGGGCCGCGAAACGUCCUCCGGCAUCGAGGUGGAGGCCUCGGACCUCAGCCUGAGCCUGACGGGCGACGAGGCGGCGCCCACCCGCGCCGAGAGCCGCGGCACCGACACCGAGAGCUCGGGUGAGGAGAAGGACUCGGACAGCAUGGACGACACGGGGCACUACUCCAUCACCGAGGAGAGCCGCGCCCGGGACCGCUCGGAUGACGAGGAGGAGGAGGAAGAAGAGGAAGAGCAGCGGUCGCGCCGCCGCGCCCAGCGCAAGCGCGCCGGCGGCCGCGAGCACGACUCCUCGGACGACGAGCGGGCGCUGGAGGACUGGGUGUCCUCGGAGACCUCGGCGCUGCCGCGGCCGCGCUGGCGGGCGCUGCCGGCGCUGCGGGAGCGGGAGCUGGGCCGCGGCGCCCGCUUCGUGCGCGAGGCGUGCGGGGCGCGGGUGUUCGUGCAGCGGUUCUGCCUGCAGCACGGGCUGGAGGGCCACACGGGCUGCGUCAACACGCUGCAUUUCAACCAGCGCGGCACUUGGCUGGCCAGCGGCAGCGACGACCUCAAGGUUGUGGUUUGGGACUGGCUGCGGCGGCGGCCGGUGCUGGACUUCGAGAGCGGCCACAAGAGCAACGUCUUCCAGGCCAAGUUCCUGCCCAACAGCGGGGACUCCACGCUCGCCAUGUGCGCCCGCGACGGGCAGGUCCGCGUGGCCGAGCUCUCGGCCACCCAGUGCUGCAGGAACACCAAGCGCGUGGCGCAGCACAAGGGAGCUUCGCACAAGCUGGCCCUAGAACCGGACUCUCCAUGCACUUUCCUAUCGGCAGGUGAAGAUGCUGUGGUCUUCACCAUCGACCUGCGGCAGGACCGACCCGCCUCGAAACUGGUGGUCACCAAGGAGAAGGAGAAGAAGGUGGGUCUGUACACCAUCUACGUCAACCCCGCCAACACCUUCCAAUUCGCUGUGGGGGGCAGAGAUCAGUUUGUCAGGAUCUACGACCAGCGGAAAAUAGACGAGAACGAGAACAACGGCGUCCUCAAGAAGUUCUGCCCGCACCACCUGGUGAACAGCGAGUCCAAGGCCAAUAUCACCUGCCUGGUUUACAGCCACGACGGCUCAGAGCUCCUGGCCAGCUACAACGACGAGGACAUUUAUCUCUUCAACUCCUCGCACAGCGACGGCGCCGAGUACAUCAAGAGAUACAAGGGACAUCGCAAUAAUGCCACCGUGAAAGGCGUCAACUUCUACGGCCCCAAGAGCGAGUUUGUGGUGAGCGGCAGCGACUGCGGCCACAUCUUCCUAUGGGAAAAAUCCUCCUGCCAGAUCGUGCAGUUCAUGGAGGGCGACAAGGGCGGUGUGGUAAACUGCCUGGAGCCCCAUCCCCACCUGCCCGUCCUGGCCACCAGUGGCCUGGACCACGACGUCAAGAUCUGGGCGCCCACAGCCGAGACCCCCACCAAGCUGGCCGGGCUGAAGGAGGUGAUCAAGAAGAACAAGCUGGAGCGGGACGAGGACAGCCUGCACCACACCGACAUGUUCGACAGCCACAUGCUCUGGUUCCUCAUGCACCACCUGCGACAGAGACGCCACCACCGCCGCCGGCGGGAACCGGGAGCGCCGGACGGCGAUUCGGACGAGUCCCCGAGCUCCUCGGACAGCUCGGAUGAGGAGGAGGAGGGUCCGGACCGGGUGCAGUGCAUGCCCUCCUGAGCCCCCCCCCACCCAAACCGCCGGGGGGGGCCCCCACUAACACUUUGAGCUUUGUAUUGACUUAUUAAGGACCCCCCCUCCCCAUCCCGCAUCCCCAUUCCCUCCCCAGGACCCGCCGUGUGUGGGGAGCGGGGGGGACGGGGGACUUUUGUACUAACGUGGCCCCCCCUCCCCGUUCCCCUCUUUGGGGGGGGCCCCCCUCCCUUCACGCUCUUCAGGGCCCCCCCCCCUUGAUCUGGGGGGGCUGUGUACCCCCCGUUUUCCCCCCCCGGGGGUGUUUGCAGAGAUGCUUGUCUGGUUUGUACAUAUCAGUGAUUUGCACUUGGUUUGGCCCCCCCUGCCCCCCCCCCUCCCCCCAUAUUCUGUUCUUUGAUUGGGGGGGGGGGGAAAGGGGAGGGCGGGGGGGGGCUUCCCCGUCACUGUUAGAGGCCUAAUUUUGUAUGUAUUAAAACCAAAUCGAACUUGGAUGUUAUCAAGUUAAAAUUAUUGUAAAAGUUUGAAUAUAUAUUAUAUAUAAAUGCAAUAAAAAGCGAUAGAGAGAG